AUGCGGUUCCUCGUCUCCUCCCUUGCAAUCCUCGCUGGAGUUGCAGCGCAAAACGAUGGGGACUUCUCACCCCCGAGCUAUCCCUCCCCGUGGAUGAGAGGAGGUGAUGGCUGGCAAGACGCCUACGAAAAGGCGCAGGCUUUCGUGAGCCAGCUUACGCUGCUGGAGAAGGUCAACCUGACGACGGGGGUUGGAUGGUCGGGACAGGCUUGUGUGGGUAAUACCGGCUCCAUUCCGAGAUUGGAUUUUCCGGGACUCUGUUUGCAAGAUUCGCCGGUUGGAAUCAGAUUUUCUGAUCUCAACUCGGUUUUUCCGUCUGGUAUGAAUGCUGCUGCAACAUGGUCCACUCGAUUGCUCAAAGCGAGAGGUGUGGCGAUGGGAGCAGAGCACCGUGGAAAGGGUAUCGAUGUCCAACUCGGGCCUGUAGCUGGCGCUUUGGGAAGGGCACCUGCUGGCGGACGAAACUGGGAAGGCUUCGGCCCCGAUCCAGUGUUGACUGGCGUCUCAAUGAGCGAAACCAUCAAGGGCAUCCAAGAAUCGGGUGUCGUCGCUUGCGCCAAACACUAUAUCAUGAAUGAACAAGAGCACAACCGCACCCCCAAUGGGAGUGUACAGUUCGCCUACUCGGCUAAUCUUGACGACAAGACUAUGCACGAGCUUUACCUAUGGCCCUUUGCGGACGCUGUGAGGGCUGGUGUUGGUUCGGUUAUGAGCUCCUACAACCAGAUUAACAACAGCUACUCCGCGCAGAACAGUUGGAUCCUGAAUUAUCUGCUCAAGAACGAGCUUGACUUUCAGGGCUUUGUCGUUAGCGAUUGGUGGGCGCAACAUACUGGCGUAGCUUCAGCUCUUGCAGGCCUCGACAUGACAAUGUCAGGAGAUCAGGGCUAUUUAUCAGGCAACUCCUACUGGGGCGCCAACCUCACAGCAUCUGUGCUGAAUGGGACCAUCCCACAGUGGCGACUCGAUGACAUGGUCACCAGAAUCAUGUCCGCCUAUUACAAAGUCGGCCGUGAUACCGCCAGCGUACCAGUAAACUUCAACUCCUGGUCCUCCGAGACUUUUGGAUUCCUCCAUCCCCAGGUCGAAGAGGGAUAUCAGCAAAUCAACUUCCAUGUGAAUGUACAGGCUGACCACGCUAAGCUGUGUCGUGAGAUGGCCGGUGCUUCCACAGUCUUGCUGAAGAACGUCAACGGGACUUUGCCAUUGAACAAACCAGAGAGUAUUGCUGUGAUCGGCGAAGAUGCACACGAUAACCCUGCUGGGCCCAACGCCUGCAUCGACAGAGGCUGCAACGUAGGCACGCUGGCGAUGGGCUGGGGAUCUGGCAUAGCCAACUACCCAUACCUCAUCGCCCCCAAUACAGCAUUGAAAGAACAAGCCGAGUCCGAUGGUACCAAAUACGCAAACGUAAGUGACAACUACGAUUUCGACGCCGUUACCAAAGCAAUCGCUGGCACAGAUGCCGUCCUCGUCUUCGCAAAUGCCAACUCGGGCGAAUCUUUCAUUACCGUCGAUAACAAUGUCGGCGACAGAAACAAUCUGACUCUCUGGGGAAACGGCGACGCUCUGAUUGAUCACGUCGCAUCGAUCCACCCGAAUACCAUUGUUGUGCUGCACACAGUCGGCCCCGUCAUAGUCGAGAAGCUUAAGCACCAUCCUAAUAUCACUGCCAUCGUCUGGGCCGGUCUGCCAGGCCAAGAAUCUGGAAACGCCAUCACAGACAUUCUGUACGGGAAGCGCAAUCCAAGCGCGAAGAGCGUGUUCACAUGGGGCAAGACGCGCGAGGAUUGGGGCGUCGACGUCGUCUACACACCUACCUCUGACCCGCCUCAAUUGAAUUUCAAGGAGGGAAUCUUCAUCGACUACCGGUAUUUUGACAAGAACAACAUCGAACCAUCGUAUGAAUUUGGUUUCGGACUCUCCUACACCAAAUUCUCGUACUCCGACUUGGUUGUUGUGAAGCAAAACCCUGGGCCUUACGAACCGACCACGGGCAUGACGACAGCCGCUCCGACGCUGGGAAAUAUCGAUUUUAACGCGAGUAAUGCUCAAUUCCCUGUAGGUUUUAAACCAGUGAGGUUAUACAUAUACCCGUAUCUGAACGCGCCUCCACCGACGGGAAAUGAUGACACUUUGUGGCCAGAGGGGAGCAGGGAGGGGACACCGCAGAAGAAACUUGCUGCUGGAGGGAGUGCAGGCGGGAAUAGCAAGCUGUACGAUAUCGUGUAUACUAUCUCUGCUACGGUGACGAACACAGGGGAGGUCGAGGGGACGGAGAUAGCGCAGCUUUAUGUUUCCUUGGGUGGACCAGACGACCCCGUCACGGUACUGAGAGGUUUCGAUGAUCUGACCCUUAGCCCAGGCGAGAGCCAGACGUUCGAGGUUAACCUCACGAGGAGAGAUAUCUCCAACUGGGAUCCAGUGUCUCAGAACUGGGUUGUUAGUCCCUACCCAAAGACUGUGUUCGUUGGAGGAAGUUCGAGGGAUCUACCACUACAGGGACCUUUGGCCUGA
Molecule: messenger RNA, 2517 nt
Organism: Drepanopeziza brunnea f. sp. 'multigermtubi' MB_m1
Lineage: Eukaryota; Fungi; Ascomycota; Leotiomycetes; Helotiales; Drepanopezizaceae
Biological process (GO): glucan catabolic process
Molecular function (GO): beta-glucosidase activity
Source: RefSeq, a predicted model, not a curated record